This is a messenger RNA of Rhizophagus irregularis DAOM 181602=DAOM 197198, 453 nucleotides long. Lineage: Eukaryota; Fungi; Glomeromycota; Glomeromycetes; Glomerales; Glomeraceae. The record is from RefSeq and is a predicted model, not a curated record.
AAUAUUUUUUAUUUUUACAAAAAACAAAAAAACAAAAGUACCCGAAGAGUCAAAAAAAUUACUAUGUCUUAUUACUCUUCUUUAAUUUAUUAUUUAAUUCCUAUUACUUCCUUUAAUCCAAUUAUAAUUAAUCCCCAAAGAAUUUCAUUCAUUUAUAAAUUAAAAUUAAAAAUGUCUAGCGAUAGUCUUAAGACCAUAUAUAAUAUACUAUUGCUAAUUAAAGCUUAUUAUUUAUUGCUUAUUUUUCACUCUUUUAUAAAUUGCAAUAAAAUGAAUGUUAAAAGAUUCAAAUGUACGAGCAUUGAAUUGUAAGAUUCAAAUGUACGAACAUUGAAUCGUUUUUAUUUAAAACAAGCCAACAAGCCCAGUAGAACAACUUUCUUUUAAUAAUUCUCUUUUAAUGGGCUAGUUUCAUUUCACCGACAAUCAUUUCACUGAUAUCCUUCUUAAUUC